AAAUAGCAGACUUCGUAAUUUCAUGUCCUUUUGCUAAUGUGCUGGUACCUGAAUAUCUGGCAAAUUUCCAUUUCCUUAUAGUAUUCUUUGGCAGUCAUUUAGCAUUGCUGAUAUCCCUGCGGUUUAUCGACUCCCUCUCUAUUUUAUGUUCUUACUUUUCUUUACUUAGAACUCCAAGAUGAUGUAUUCUGCCCCUCUUUUUGUUCUACUCUGUCUUCUUCCACUUAGACCCAACUGGGUUCUGGCAGAUGAAGAUGAUUAUGGAGAAGAAAUUGUUCUUUCUUUUGCCAUGCAAGAAGAAGCCCAAGUAGAUACUGAGAAGGAGACAUCUUCCAGGGCUUUCUACUGGAGUAACAAGGAGGCCUGGAGAAUGACAGGCCAGUAUGUAGUGGUGUUGAAGGAAAAUGUCCACAGGUCCCAGACAGAAAGAGUCAUCCGCCGGCUGCAGGCACGAGCAGCAAAGCAUGGCUACCUGACCAAAAUUGUCAAUGUCUUCCAUGAACUUUUCAGAGGGUUUGUUGUGAAAAUGAGUAGUGACAUGUUACAGAUGGCUCUGAAAUUGCCACAUGUGGAUUAUAUAGAGGAAGAUUCAUUCAUAUUUGCACAGAGUGUUCCGUGGAAUCUUGACAGGAUUGUUCCUGCCCAGCAAAUGGCCAGCCAGUUCAGCCCACCUAAUACUGGAGAUACUGUUGAGGUUUAUCUCUUAGACACCAGUAUUCAGAGCAACCACAGAGAAAUAGAUGGGAAAGUGUUUGUGACAGAUUUCCAGAAUGUCCCAGAGGAAGAUGGAACCCGUUUCCACCGACAGGCCAGUAAGUGUGAAAGCCACGGAACCCAUAUGGCUGGAGUGGUGAAUGGAAGAGAUGCUGGUGUUGCGAAAGGCGUAAAUGUUCGCAGCCUUAGAGUACUAAAUUGUCAAGGCAAAGGCACAGUAAGUGGAAGUCUAACAGGUCUGGAGUUUAUCAGAAAAACAUUGAUUGAACAGCCUUAUAACCCCCUCAUUGUCCUCAUCCCCUUUGUUGGGGGGUACAGCCGGAUACUGAAUGCUGCCAGUCGUGCCCUAGUGAACUCAGGAGUUAUCAUCAUUGCUGCAGCUGGAAACUAUAAGGAUGAUGCCUGUUUGUACUCCCCAGCAUCAGAACCUGAGGUUAUUACAGUUGGAGCCACUAAUUACCAGGACCAACCUGCAACAAUGGGUGUGCUUGGCACAAAUUAUGGAAACUGUAUUGACUUAUUUGCCCCUGGAGAUGAUAUUAUAGGUGCCUCCAGUGACUGCAGCACCUGCUUUACUUCAAAGAGUGGAACAUCUCAAGCAGCAGCACACGUUGCAGGCAUUGCAGCAAUGAUAUUAAAUGACAAACCAGACCUUUCAGUGUCAGAAUUAAGGCAGAGACUCAUACAUUUCUCUACCAAAAAAGUCAUAAAUGAAGUUUGGUUCCCAGAAGAUCAGAGGUUGAUCACCCCUAACCGAGUUGCAGGGCUCCCUGGGAAGCUUCUUGCAGAUGAGGAGCUUUUUUGCCGUACAGUUUGGUCAAAACCAUCUGGCUUUGCUCGUAAAGCCACAACCUCAGUUCAGUGCAGUGGGAAUGAAGAGAUGUUCAGCUGUUCCAGUUUCUCCAGAAAUGGGAAAAGAAAGGGAGAACAUAUAGAGGAAGAAGACGGCAGGAAGACGUGUAUUGCACACAAUGCAUUUGGGGGAGAUGGAGUAUAUGCAAUUGCUAGAUGUUGCAUUUGGCCAAAAGCUGUCUGUCAUAUUAAUUCUACUACACCUGAAGAUGGAGAAACACCAUCCACUGUAACCUGUUCAAAUGAGGAUCACGUUUUAACUGGGUGCAGCUCUCAUCAUGUAUCUGGCCAUUUCAAUGACGUUGUUCGGCCCAUGCACAGGAUUGGUAAUGAAGACCCUGCUUGUAUUGGGAAAAGUGAGGUUACUUCUCAUGCACUGUGCUGCCAUGCACCAGACAUUGCCUGCAAAGUGAAAGAAUAUUCUCCCAUGGGCUUUAUGGACAAGGUGACUGUUUCAUGUGACGAAGGAUGGACCCUGACUGGCUGCAAUGCGUACUCCCGUAGUUCCAAUACUUUGGGAGCAUAUUCUAUCGAUGACACCUGUGUUGUGUCUAAUCCUACAGGUGGUAAAGGUGCCGCAGCCAUUGCUAUCUGCUGCCAGAACAAACACACUGAAAACAAAGAGAACACAAACUACCGAUGAAUUAAGCCCAAUUAAGCUUUGAUUUGCAAGACUUUGGACCUAUUCAUUUUUUUUAUUUUUUAUUUUACAUUGGAACAGGAGUUCUGCCCACUACAUUUGAAACCUGAAUUAAAAUAUGCACUUUGGUUAGCUCAAGGUAAAUAUCAGGGCUCUGAAAAUUGUGGCUGUACUGACAUUGCUAAUAUAUAACUUACAGCAAUCUCCAAAUAGCUGAAAAAUCAAGUAAGAACGUGGAAGCUUAUAACAGGCUGUAUUAUUAUUAUAUAGUAAGAUGAGCAAUACACAAUAUGAAUAGAACAUUUAUUAAAAUACAAGUUUCCAUUUUUGAAUAAGGACUCAAGAGCCACUAAUUCAAGUGCACAGAUAUUCAUAAACAUUUUUCAGUGGCAUCUCCUAUACCUUAUCCAAGGAGGCCACAUAAUCUACAGGAGACAAGAAAGGCAAAGGAAACCGCAAUGACUACAAAUACCAAACACAACAGACUUUGAUUAGGGCAACAUGAACCUUACUAGUGUAUAUGUGAUAGUUACAUUAUACUCCGUAUUCAUGUAAAACUAGCUCACACUUUCAUUAUCUAGUACCUUUAGAAGUGAAUGUUUAGUUAAAAUGUUCAGAAUGGAGUAAGUUGUCAGGCUGUGCAUAUUACUGGCAACUUCUUUUCUAAAUGACCAAAGUAUUCAUAUUUUUAGCGCAUAUCCUUUAAUUGCACUAAGGCAAUAGUAAGCAUUUAAAUUGUUUGUUCCAGUCUUUGAAAAUAAUCCCUGCUCAUUAUUAGCAAUGAUGAGUCUUAGGUUGUAGGAUGUCAUGCUUGGGAAGGAUGGGAAUGCAUCUCCAGGAACUGACGGAGGACCUCUCAAGAGAUAUAUAUUUAUCUCACAACUGCAGGGGUGGAGUGUUUCCUUUUCACUAUAACUUCUGUUUUAUACUUUGGACAUAUUUAUUUGGGGCUUGUGAGGCUGCUUUAUUUUGUAUACCAGUCAUAUUUUGAAUAAAAUAUAACAAUA
Molecule: messenger RNA, 3213 nt
Organism: Xenopus laevis (African clawed frog)
Lineage: Eukaryota; Metazoa; Chordata; Amphibia; Anura; Pipidae
Gene: pcsk9.S
Product: proprotein convertase subtilisin/kexin type 9 S homeolog
Exons: 12
Coding region: 179-2209 (676 amino acids)
Biological process (GO): proteolysis; regulation of neuron apoptotic process
Cellular component (GO): endoplasmic reticulum; Golgi apparatus; lysosome
Molecular function (GO): serine-type peptidase activity; serine-type endopeptidase activity
Source: RefSeq, a predicted model, not a curated record